AUGGUCCAAGGCAAUGAUACCCCAACUUCAGAAUUUCUUCUCCUGGGACUAUCGGAGGCACCAGAACUGCAGCCCGUCCUAUUUGGCCUGUUCCUCUGCAUGUACCUGAUCACUGUGUUAGGAAACCUGCUCAUCAUCCUGGCCGUCAGCUCAAACUCCCAUCUCCACACCCCCAUGUACUUCUUCCUCUCCAACCUGUCCUUGGUAGACAUCUGUUUCACCUCUACCACCAUCCCAAAGAUGCUGGUGAACAUUCAGACACAGAACAAAGCCAUCUCCUAUGCAGGCUGCAUCACACAGGUGUACUUUUUUCUAUUGUUUGGUGUGUUGGACAACUUCCUCCUCACUGUGAUGGCCUAUGACCGAUUUGUAGCCAUCUGUCACCCCCUGCAGUACACUAACAUCAUGAACCCCCAACUCUGUGGACUGCUGGUCCUGAUGUCCUGGAUCACGAGUUCCCUGUAUUCCUUGUUGCAAAGCUUAAUGGUAUUACAACUAUCCUUCUGUGCAGACUUGAAAAUCCCUCACUUUUUUUGUGAACUCAGUCAGAUGAGCCAACUUGCCAGUUCUGACACCUUUCUGAAUGACAUGGUGAUGUACUUGGCUGCUGGGCUGCUUGCUGGUGGUCCCCUGGCUGGGAUCCUUUACUCUUACUCUAAGAUUGUGACCUCCAUAUGUGCAAUCUCAUCAGCUCAGGGGAAGUAUAAAGCAUUUUCCACCUGUGCAUCUCAUCUUUCAGUUGUGUCCUUAUUUUAUGGUACAAGCCUAGGUGUGUAUCUUAGCUCUGCUGGUACUCACAGCUCACCAUUAGGUGCAAUAGCCUCAGUGAUGUACACUGUGUUCACACCCAUGCUGAACCCCUUCAUCUACAGUCUCAGGAACAAAGACAUAAAGGGGGCUCUGAAAAGAGUUUUGGGGAUGGCAAGUACAAAGGGGACAAUUGUGCUCAUGCUCAAAAUGUGA
Molecule: messenger RNA, 963 nt
Organism: Artibeus jamaicensis (Jamaican fruit-eating bat)
Lineage: Eukaryota; Metazoa; Chordata; Mammalia; Chiroptera; Phyllostomidae
Product: olfactory receptor 7A10-like
Exons: 1
Coding region: 1-963 (320 amino acids)
Biological process (GO): G protein-coupled receptor signaling pathway
Cellular component (GO): membrane
Molecular function (GO): G protein-coupled receptor activity; olfactory receptor activity
Source: RefSeq, a predicted model, not a curated record